AUGAAAUCUGGAUUAUGGGACAAUAUGAGAAAGAUGGUCACUCUCAUUGAUGAUCUAAGAGAUUGUGGUGUUUAAGAUUACAUUAAAUUGCCAAGAAUAUGUGUUGUGGGAAUGUAGAGUGCAGGAAAGAGUAGUUUAUUGGAAAAUAUUUGUGGAUUGGAUUUCUUACCUAGGGGUGAUGGUGUUGUAACUCGUAGACCGUUGAAAUUACGUCUUGUCCAUAUUCAAGAAAGAUUAUAACCUUGGGCAAUCUUCAAGGAAGUACCAGAAAAGAAGUUUACAGAUUUCACUAAAGUUCGUGAGGAAAUCGAUAGAUUAACUGAUGCUAAGGCUGGAUAGAAGAAGAACAUCUUACCUGAUCCUAUCGAAUUGACAAUUUGGUCACCUGAUUGUCCAGAUCUUACAAUUAUAGAUUUGCCAGGAAUUACUCUAAUCCCAUUGAGAGAUUCAGAUCAACCUGACAAUAUCGAAGAAAUUACAUUAAAUAUGUGUAAAAGAUAUUGCGAAGAUGAACGAACCAUCAUUCUAUGUGUAAUGCCUGCAAGUUAGGAUAUUACAACAUAGAGAUCUUUGAAAUUAGCUCGUCAACUUGAUCCAGAUGGCAUGAGAACUAUCGGUGUUCAGAUGCAUCCAAAGUUUUUGUUGAAUGAGGAAGUCAAAUUGAGAUUAGGAUAUAUUGGAGUCAAAAAUCGAAGCUAAUAAGAUAUCAUUAAUAAAGUUCCUGUCUAAAAAGCACUUCGUCAAGAAGAGGAUUACUUUGCUAAUGACCCUAGAUAUGCAGGAAUCCCUUAAGAUAUUUUAGGAACCAGAGCCUUAACUGAAAAAUUGACAACUGUCUUAUAUCAACACAUUAGAAAGUGUCUACCUGAUAUUAUUAAGGAAAUUGAUACUAAAGCUGAUGAAUGCGAAGAUAAACUCAAAUUGCUUGGUACCGAGUUACCAAGAGAUUAAAAAGACAAAGUCUAAUUAGUUUUUAAUUUACUUCAAGAUUAUACAGAUGGAUUUAAAAAUACGAUGGAUGGAAAAUAUGAUAAAAAUGAAGCUACAAUUACUGAUGAGGAAAAGAAAAUCGAACUCACAGGAGGAGCUAAAAUUAAACAAAUGUUUAAUGAACUCUAUCAAGAAUAUGCAGAUGAAAAAUAUCAUGUCACUGAUUGUUAUCUAGAUAAAGAUAUUGAAUUAGCUGAUCAAUUACAUCAAGGAGAUAGCAUUCCAGGGUUCCCAUCUUUUGAUAGUUUUCUCUAUUUAAUUGUGCCUUAAGUUCAAGCACUCAUCAGACCUGCUUAAGAUGUUCUAGAUCAGAUAUUCUAGUAUAUGGAUGAAAUCAGUUAAUAAAUCUUAAGAAAAGUAUUCACUAGAUUCCCUUCAGUCCUAGACGAAAUCUCAGAAAUGAGUCGUAAAGUCAUUGAGUCUCAAAGAGCCAAGGCUGAAUAAGUUGUGAUCAAUUAAAUUGAUGCAGAAAUGAAUUACAUUUAUACCAAUGAUGAGGAAUACUUAACAACCAAGGCAGAUCUUGUAUUUAAACAAAACACUAAGACUGUGGAUCCAAAGAAGAUCUUAGUCAGAGAACUCAGAAAUAGAGUUGAUCUUUAUUACAAAAUAUUAAUCAGAAAUCUAAGAGAUAGCAUUCCAAAAUAUAUUGGUUAUUACUUAGUCAAAUAAACUUUGGACAAAAUGCAAUUGGUUUUAUACGAUCAAAUGAAUAAGAGUGACAAUGUUUUCUAAAUGUUAGAAGAACCUGUCUACAUCCUCCAAGAAAGAUAACAACAACAAAAAACGUUGAAAGCAUUGAAAUAGGCAAAGAAAGUACUUAAAUAAGACCCAGAUCUUUCGAAGGGCCGUGGUUGAUUGAACAUAUUAUAACAUAUUAAAAUAAUAAGUUAACAUAUUAAAUAAGAUUUAAAAA
Messenger RNA from Paramecium tetraurelia, 1906 nucleotides. RefSeq lists its product as uncharacterized. Gene Ontology annotation, cellular component: cytoplasm; microtubule; membrane. The record is from RefSeq and is a predicted model, not a curated record. Lineage: Eukaryota; Ciliophora; Oligohymenophorea; Peniculida; Parameciidae. Gene Ontology annotation, molecular function: GTPase activity; microtubule binding; GTP binding. The transcript has 9 exons.